Messenger RNA from Phyllopteryx taeniolatus (common seadragon), 780 nucleotides. Its product is annotated as protein Bouncer-like. Lineage: Eukaryota; Metazoa; Chordata; Actinopteri; Syngnathiformes; Syngnathidae. The coding region runs from base 101 to 577 and encodes 158 amino acids. The record is from RefSeq and is a predicted model, not a curated record. The transcript has 2 exons.
GAGGGUUAAAAAGAAGCACACCUGUUUCUGCUUGGCAAUCAGUCGGUGUAUAAAUUUUGGACGCUCAUCUUCAUUGUCAUCUGGGGCCUCUCACACAAAGAUGGCAGCACAACGAAAGCAGCGCCUCACUCUGACUUCUGUCAUGAUGGCUGCAGUUCUGUUCCUCUCAGCCUUGGGACAGCGGGACAGCCUCCUGUGUUACUUCUGCCCGUUGCAGCCUAAAGAGGCCCCGUGUCCCAACAUCACCACGGAGUGCCCGCCAGGCCAGCGCUGCACUACCUCCAGGGGCUACUACGGCGUGGUCCACGUGCUGUCCGCCCAGGGCUGCUUGGACGCCCAGCUGUGCGGCACCAGCCAGGUGGUCUCCCACAUGGGGGUGGAGUUCCUGGCGAGGCACAGUUGCUGCUGUAAGGACAAAUGCAAUGUGGCGCCCACGUCCAAAGCCAUACUGAAGCUGCUGCUGGGCAUGAUCAUGGAGAAGGCGUAUGCCAACGCCACUCGUGCUCUGAGGGAGCAGCUUCGGGGUUCUUGUGGAGAUGAUCCCAGUAGCCCGGCGCCAUCGGCCUCUGUGCCAUAGUGUUUACAGUGUACAUGAUUAAAGGAGAGGCCUGAUAGCCACGGGUGCUCGCCUGCUGCAUGUCUCAUCACUGUCAUCAUGCAUUUGUUUUUAGCAAGAAUCCCAAUCAUGAUGUUUUGUUGUGUAUUGCUCCAGAGAGAAAAAAGGUGGAUUUGCCAACCCUCCUCCUGGAUUCUACAUUUAAUAAAAGCAGUUAAAGAAAC